Messenger RNA from Gymnodraco acuticeps, 1655 nucleotides. RefSeq names its product GDNF family receptor alpha like (gene gfral). Gene Ontology annotation, cellular component: external side of plasma membrane; signaling receptor complex. The transcript has 10 exons. NCBI's taxonomy places the organism in Eukaryota, Metazoa, Chordata, Actinopteri, Perciformes, Bathydraconidae. Gene Ontology annotation, biological process: nervous system development. Bases 114 to 1304 code for a protein of 396 amino acids. Gene Ontology annotation, molecular function: signaling receptor activity. The record is from RefSeq and is a predicted model, not a curated record.
GACUCUGUCGUCCGGUGAUCUAACCGCCUUCCGGAAAAGCUUCACAAGUACGUCGCCGACCAGAGGCUCAGAUCAGCUGCUGGAGGGACAGUGACAGCUCUACAGCUACUAUCAUGCAACUGAUACGCCUGGAAGCUGCGAUCAUACUUGGGAUAAUGAUUCAUCAGAUAUCAAGCAGCAGCAUUUCACCUCCACCUUCCAACUGUUUUGCUGAUGUGGACACCUGCAUGUCAAAUCUGUGCAAGUGGAGUCAAGAAGCAUUUUACGGCAACAUCUGUGAGGAUGAAGGCUGCCAAAUAAAAGGCUCAGAGGUCUGUAACUUGACCAUCCAGACUGUGCUGGACCAAUUUCCCUCUCUGCACGGGUGUGUGUGUGCCUGGGAGGAGGAGUAUUGUGGCUCUAUACAAGCACUUGCCACACAAUGCAACCAAAAUACAGCAGCGCAGAGGAGGAGAGCAGGGAAGGACUGGCAGUCAAGCAGUUUAAUAAGAUAUGUACAAAACGGUGCUGAAUCCUGCUUGGACCAAAUUAAAGUGUGCGUCAAUGAUGCAGUUUGCAACAAGUACCUCAUCCCCGUGAUUCAGGCAUGCAUGGCACCACAAUGUGACCAUGACCGCUGUGAGAAAGCUUCUCAGCAGUUCUACAGCAGCAUGCCACACGAUGUUGCAGAAAUAAUUGUCAUGUGCGAAUGUAAGGAUUCGGAUCAAAACUGUCUGGAUAUAAAAACUGCUCUGCACAGCGGCACAUGUGGAGACCAGAUAUGGAUCUGCCAGGAUACAGUUAACCUGUGUGUUGAGGACAGUACCUGCAGAUAUCUGUUAAAUAGCUUCCGAGUCAAAUGCUGGAGUCCUGAAGAAGCACAGUGCAGCGACAGAGACCUCCACACUGAUGAAUGUAUUAGCCAGAUGGACCCGGCUCUCAUCCUUGGUGCAGAUUCUGAAUGUAAAAAGGCCUUCCUGGAUACUUUGGGCACAGCUCUUCAUUAUCCUUGUCAAUGCAAAGGAAUGCACAAUGAUGAUCUACUGACGUGCAACCUCAUUCAUGACUUGCUUCACAACAGAUCACACUUCAUGACAUCUUGGAAGAGCAGUGAUGGUCCAACUAAAUAUCCUGAAGUCGAUGAAUCUGAGCAAGCUCUCACAUGGUCAAAUGGUUAUCUGCUAUUUGCUUUUGCAACUGCAGUACUUGUUGGAGUUGUUGUGUUAGUGCCUCUGGCUGUUGUCAGUAAAAUAUGGAUGCUCAGAAGAAGAGACAAAACUAAGUUUCACCAUCCAGAGAAAAGUAAUUGUGCUGUUAAUCCCUGAUGGUGUUUAUCCAUCCAUAAAAUGUUUGUCAUCAAUAAUCAUGGGUCAACAUUUUGUUCCUUUUUAGAUUGAAACGGUUUUAGAAGUUGCCUGAUUUUUUCAUAAUAUUGAUAAGAAUAUAUGAAAAAAUAUCGACAUAUACUUUGUUAUACUUACAUUUUAAUGUGACAUGUUAACUUGUGUAUCAGAGAUUUUUAAGACGGAUUCAUAUAUUUUAACAAUUGUAUUUUGAUUAAAAGGACAAUCGUUUUCUUUCUGCUGUAUAUGAUCAGUCUUCUUGUAAUUUAGUCUGUUUCACACUGACCUGGUCUUUCCAUCUUCGAAAGUUAAAACUCACCUGGAACAUUUCAU